AUAUCUUAGAAAACCUCUGCAGGUGAAUGACAGAGCAAGUAUUUGAUAGGCUGCAACCAUGAACGGAAAGGAAAAACCUCUGCAGGUGAAAACAUGAACGGAAAGGAAAAAGCUUCCAAUACUGAGGUGGAUGAACCAUACUGCAAAGAGAAAUUCACUUUCAUUACAACUGCUUCUUCUUUAGAACGAAUGUCACCAGAUUCAGAGCAUGACAUUCCCGAGGCCAAGGUUAAGCCAGUAAGACGCCAAAGCCAGAGUGGGCCACUAACAAGCAGGACCGUAUUAUGCCACUCAGCUUCAGAGAAAGGCCAUAUCUUUGAAAGAUCCGAGAGUGAGCAGCAGACGGCACCAACAGACCGCAGAGCACCUAGCUUUAGUGGUCCUUUGAAUCUUAAACCCGUGCUUCUGCAAACAGUUUGUCAACUCCCAUUAAAUACUCAGGAGGUGAACAAAUGACAUUGGCAAAUGAAUAUAUAU
This is a messenger RNA of Camelina sativa (false flax), 477 nucleotides long. The record is from RefSeq and is a predicted model, not a curated record. NCBI's taxonomy places the organism in Eukaryota, Viridiplantae, Streptophyta, Magnoliopsida, Brassicales, Brassicaceae.